Molecule: messenger RNA, 3633 nt
Organism: Rhipicephalus microplus (southern cattle tick)
Lineage: Eukaryota; Metazoa; Arthropoda; Arachnida; Ixodida; Ixodidae
Product: NEDD8 ultimate buster 1
Biological process (GO): regulation of ubiquitin-dependent protein catabolic process
Molecular function (GO): protein binding
Source: RefSeq, a predicted model, not a curated record
CCAAAAUUUACGCGCCCGCUGGUUGUGUUCAUGUCAUGGUCGUGUUGGUCGCAUCAAAUUUGACGCGGUCGUCCGUCGCAGGAAUUAAUGUUUGCCCGAAAUUUCUUUAGCUCAGUGUUUACUGAAAUCAUCCCAGUAGCGUGAGCUGUUAAUCGCCAGUAGCGUGAGCUGUUAAUCAGGUUGUUUGACUGCUGCGUAGUGCGACGGCUAUGGAGUCGAUGGACGACCAGGUUGUGUCUCGCAUUCGAAAAAAGCUGAACGGCGAAAGCGUGAAGCUGUGGCUGCCUCCUUUUACCGUCGAUGACAAGGAAGGUACCAUUCCUGAUACUUUAGUGGCGCGGUAUGCGACUGAAUUGCAGCUGGAUCCAAGUGUUGUGCUUGCUGCCCUCAAGCAACUGAGAUCUCAUGCCCUUGCGAAAUUGGCCGCUAAUCGGAAGUACCAAAGUACAGGCCUUGCUACUUUGAGAGUACGAAUAAUCAACUCUCGCCAGGAACAACGCAAGGAUUUUGAACUGAUUGAAGUUGUGCUUCAAGAUAGUGGUUGGAAGUUGCGAGAAAUAGUUGCUUCCAUGUGUGGAGUUGACCCAUCCAUGGUUAAAUUGAUUUCUGGUGGCAGAGUGAUCCAGAAUGGCAGUUCCUUACAAGAUCAAGGCAUCAGGCAUAAUGGGCAGUUGAUGGCACUGGUUCUUGUGGAAACUGCUGAUGAGGCAAGGGAUCGAGAAAGGCAGGAAGUCGAAUUGAAUAAAAUUCGUGAGGAUGCUGGCCUUCUGUCCUCUGUUGAUUCAGAUGACCCGAGCAGCAGAUAUUAUAUGCAGAUAGCUGACCAAUCCGGAAAGCCCAUUAAUCUCCCCCUGGCAGAAAGGAAGGCUCUUGGGGUUGCUAUGGUCCUUCAUGAGAAGGGUCGUGCAGCUUUGAAACGGAAAAAGUACAGCGAGGCUUUGCCACUGCUACUGGAAGCUGACAAAGAAUUUAGGACCUGCAAUUCUGAGCUGCUGACAAAUGUGGACAACUAUGCAUUGCUGUGCCUUGACAUUGCCUGGUGCUACCUCUCAUUGAGAAGUGUUGACCAACUGUUCGACGCUGAGGCACGACUCAAGGAAUGUGAAAAUGGGUUUCGUCGUUCCUAUGGCGAGAACCUGGAACGCCUCACUGCAAUCAAGGGUGGCUCAAACAAAGAGGCAGCACUCUUCUGCCGAUUACAUCUUCUGCAAGGUAUUGUGGCCUUUCAUCAGGAGCAUUACCCUCAGGCACGACAGUAUCUACAGAAGGCAGCUACUCUCAUUUCACAGCUCAAGCUUCACGAUUCGAAAUUGGCGCAGGUCAUGGCGAUGGGUUUCUCGGAAUCUGAUUCCCGCUUGGCACUGCGUUCAGUUAGAGGUGACGUGGAUCUUGCAGUGCAGCACAUCAUUACGCGGCAAGAUGAGAAGAAAGCGCAACAGGAAAAAGAACAGGAAAAGAGGAAGCUGGAGCUUCGGAAACGCAGGUUGGGAAAGACUUGCACCGGAGAGUGGGUUAGUGUGGAGAACUACGAUGCAUUGAAGGCAAUGGGCUUCCCUGCAACUAAUGCACGCCAUGCUCUGCAACGGGCCAACAAUGACAUAAAUGUUGCAAUUCAGAUACUCCAGCAGCCGCCGCAGCAGCCUUCUUCUGCUACAUCCGGCACUUCAGUUGCAUCUUCAUCUUCAGCAGCACAGUCUGUGUUGGGAAUGAAUCAAGCUGUUUGGGCUCAAUUAGCUCAGCAGAGUAUUUCAACUGAUAUGUGGGCCACAUUAACAAGACUCGGCAUUGACCUUGAGGUUGUCUGUGAGGCGCUGUACAGAAAUAAUGGUGACGUAGAUGCAACCCUCAGUGAACUCUUGGGGGACAGUGAAAAUGCUGAUGAUGAAAAGGAGCGGGAUGCAAUGCAACGGCUUGCGCAUGAUAUCGCUGUCAACGAAGAGGAUUUCCUUGAUGUGUCUCUCGAUGAAGAGUUUUCCUAUCUCAAGGAAUAUGAGGCAAAGCUAGCAAGCUUGGGCCAUUGAAUGUUCCUGAUGCCGCAGCUAGGACUAUUGUGCCAAUGCAUGGAUUCAAAUUGAUCGCCAUGUGAAUAUACAUUCCUGCUGCUGCCAUUUAAGUUCUGUUGUGUGAAUGCGUGGAGAGGAGUAUGCAUCAAAAUUUUGCUCUACUACCUGUCGUGUGACGCAAUACAUUAAAACCCAUUUUUAUAUGGCACUACCUCAGCUUCGAUAAUUCAGAACUGUGUCAUCUGUUCAUUUAUACAGAGGGACAAGAGUGUGAAAUGUAUUUUUAUAUUGUCUUUUCAGGACAGUCUUUUGUAUUAGUGUAAUAUCUGAAUUGCAUUAAGCACAAAUGUCGUGUUCUCUUUCUGGUAAAUCUGAUUUUACAUUGAUGCCAUUACAGAAAUGUGUUCAUAACUGCCAAUUUUUAUAGUGCCAUAGAUUUUUAAAGCCCAAGCUUCUGCGUUGCAUGCCAAUCAUGGCCCUGUGCUUCGCCGAUUCUUACGGUGGGUGUGACUCAUCACUGCACUGCCAUAUUGUGCUACAAGUUGCAUGUUGAGUGUUUUUUCACGGUCAUGAAACAAUGCUCAGGUGUGACGGAAGAGACAUGCUUGCAAGUAAUUUUCACCAAGGAGUAUUUUGUUUUGGACAAGCUUGCAACUAACUUUCCAUAAUUUAAGCAAUCUGAAAAGACUUAGUGAGGCACUUGUUGCGAAAGCCCUUUAGAUUUUCAUACAUUUCUGGCUGAAUUUUGUUGCACAUACUUGUACCUGAGGUUUUAGUGUUUACAUUGGACAUGUUGAUUUCUUUUUUUAAUUUGGUGCCCAUUUUUAUUUAUAUCAACUUCACUCAGUUUACUUGAGUGCAAAUUUUCUGUGAUACUGUUUUGUUAGUGUGCCAUGUCCAGCAUUGUAUUGUGUAACUACAACUUGAUGAAACGGGUUAGAAUGGUAGCUUGGGCUGCUUGGUGAUUGAAUAUUUGCAUGUUUGCUCAGCACAAACAGAUGGAGGACCUUGAAGAGGACGCACCACAGACACUGUAACUGUCCUCUCCUCUGUCUUAAUUUCAUUUGAACUAUGCAAGCAUGUCGAUAAUUGACAUUCUGUAGGGUGGGAACAUGUCACAGCAAUGUCUUGUGCACAUACCUUUUCUAAUAGACAGGCAAACAACUAGUGCCUCAAAUUUUAUGGUGUGACACAUACAUAUCAAAGGUUUUUACAAAUAUAGUGACAAUUGUUAGUGUUGCUUCUGUGUGCAUGUGGACCUGUCAUCUUCCUUCUUUUCAUGCUGGUCAGCGUUAAAUGUUGGUCUCCUUUUUUGUCCAUUGUGACAUGUUACCAAAGCACAUGUUUAUGUGAUACUGUUUUACCUGAAAGCAUCUCACAUAUAAUGUAAAAAAUUCAUUCCACUCAUUGUCUACAUGUUUGUUUUUUACUUGGUUUUAGAUUUGUUGCCACUGUUUAUGUGAACUUUAAUGUAGUCUCAUAAUUCAUAUUUUAGCCAUGUUUUUCAUAUGCCAUCAGAAAUGUAUGGUUACCAUCCAUGAUGUCAUGUUCUUGAAAGACUAUAAAGUGGCAUUUCUGAAAUGCUUUUCAUAUUUGCAAAAAAUAAAUAAUGGCAGCUUCGCAAAUAGUA